AUGGACUACACCCAAUACGCGGGCCAGCCUUUCCAGGUGAUCAGCAAGCUCCAAGUCCGUUACACUGGCAUCUUCCAGGACAUUGACCAGGACUCGCAAACGCUGUGCCUUUCUGAUGUCUUCAACCAUGGCACGGAGGACCGCCAAUCCGAGCGUGUCUUACCUGGAUCCAACGAGAGCCUGGGAUGGGUUCGCUUCCACACAAACUCCAUCCUCUCGCUGGCGCUUGUGGACAACUACGUCCCUCCCGUCUCGAACGCUCCUGUUGACCCCAUCCUGGCGUCAGUCAGCGGACCUCGGGGCAACCACCACACUUCCCCACCUCCCCGUGGGGUUGCUGGUCUGCCCCCGAAGCCUCACGCCUCUGCUACCUCGGCCAGCACAGCCAUGGACCGCGUUCAGAAGUCCUUGUCUGAACUGAACGUCGACGCGGGGCGCCCGCGCCGCAAGACUCAACCUCCUGCUGUUCCCGAUGCCGAGUUCGACUUUUCCAAGGGCAAUGAGCGCUUCCAGAAAGAGCGCCAGGCGCACAAGGCGCAGGAGGACCACAAGGAGGACAAGGGCCAAGAGGAAGAGGCGGCCGACCUAGGCGAGCCCGACAACAAGCCUCACCCCAGCGCCGUUGUUCAAUCACCAGAGGUUGUUUCCCAAGACUCGAGCGGCAAAGGCCCGGCCCGCAAGGUGCCCACAUACAACAAGGCGAGCUUCUUCGACAACAUCAGCUCUGACUCAUCGCGAGUGAGCCGCGCCGAAGAGCGCCACCGUAACCUCGACACGUUCGGUGAGGCCGGCGGUGAUGGUGCGCAGGCUUACCGCUACGGCCAGCAGGGUGGCCGUGGGGGCAUGCAAGGGCGUGGGCGCGGCCGCGGCGGUGGCAGUGGCCGCAGAGGUGGGUACCACAGCACGCCGUCGUGGGCGACGUAA
Cutaneotrichosporon cavernicola is the source of this 924-nucleotide messenger RNA. RefSeq lists its product as uncharacterized. Lineage: Eukaryota; Fungi; Basidiomycota; Tremellomycetes; Trichosporonales; Trichosporonaceae. The transcript has 5 exons. Bases 1 to 924 code for a protein of 307 amino acids. The record is from RefSeq and is a predicted model, not a curated record. Gene Ontology annotation, cellular component: P-body. Gene Ontology annotation, biological process: cytoplasmic stress granule assembly; P-body assembly. Gene Ontology annotation, molecular function: mRNA binding.